Molecule: messenger RNA, 516 nt
Organism: Iphiclides podalirius (scarce swallowtail)
Lineage: Eukaryota; Metazoa; Arthropoda; Insecta; Lepidoptera; Papilionidae
Source: the annotation of a GenBank genome assembly
AUGCUGUGCAUGCUGGAGCCGAGCUUCUGGUUGGUCAGUUCGAGCUCCUUCUUGAGGUUGCCGAGCUCGCGCUGCAGGUCCGAGUUCUGCGACUGCAGUUCGCCGAGGAAGAGCGGCGGCUCGCGGCGGGGGCGCGGGCGCGCGCGGUGGUGGGCGCCCGCCGAGGCGGAGCGGCCCCGCUCGUCGGGCGCCGGCGAGGGCUCCUCAUCGCGCGCGAGGUACGGGCUCCGCCGGGAGGGGCUGCGGUCCACCUGGGGCAGGCGACCGCGGUUCCCCCACUCCGGCCGGCGCCAUUCCUCGCGCGGCGGCCCCUCGUCCGGCGCGUACUCGCGCAGAUACAGCUUGACGUGUCCGCCGCGGACCGGGCGUCAGUGUGGCCGCAUGUUGAACGUCGGGCGCUCGGGCGGUCACUGGGACCGGAGCGGCCCCGCUCGGCGGGAUCGAUCGCGGGCCGGCGGGCGCGUGCGCGCGCCGUCAAGCGGCUGCGGCGACCGACGCUCAGCGCUCCGGAUCGGA